Messenger RNA from Antechinus flavipes (yellow-footed antechinus), 5758 nucleotides. Its product is annotated as histone-lysine N-methyltransferase 2D-like. NCBI's taxonomy places the organism in Eukaryota, Metazoa, Chordata, Mammalia, Dasyuromorphia, Dasyuridae. Gene Ontology annotation, molecular function: protein homodimerization activity; telomeric repeat DNA binding. Bases 3 to 4331 code for a protein of 1442 amino acids. The transcript has a single exon. The record is from RefSeq and is a predicted model, not a curated record.
CGAUGACUCCGCCCCCGGCCCCAGUACUAGCCCCCGGGGGGGUCUGGCCUAAAGCAACCCCGGCCCCAGUCCUGACUCCGGCGAUGACUCCGCCCCCGGCCCCACUACCAGCCCCCGGGGGGGUCUGGCCCAAAGCAACCCCGGCCCCGGCCCUGACUCCGGCCAUGGUUCCGGCCCCGGCCCUGACUCCGGCCAUGGUUCCCACCAUGGUUCCGGCCCCUGCCCUGACUCCGGCCAUGGUUCUGGCCCCGGCUAUGGCUCCGCCCCCGGCCCCGGCACCAGCCCCCGGGGGGUUCCAGCCCAAAGCAACCCAGGGCCCCGUCCUGACUCCGGCGAUGACUCCGCCCCCGGCUCCAGUACCAGCCCCCGGGGGGUUCCGACCCAAAGCAACCCAGGGCCCCGUCCUGACUCCGGCGAUGACUCCGCCCCCGGCCCCAGUACCAGCCCCCGGGGGGGUCUGGCCCAAAGCAGCCCCGGCCCCGGCCCCGGUCCUGACUCCGGCGAUGACUCCGCCCCCAGCGCCAGCACCAGCGCCCGAGGGGGUCUGGCCCAAAGCAGCCCCAGCCCAGACUCCGGCGAUGACUCCGCCCCCGGCCCCACUACCAGCCCCCGGGGGGGUCUGGCCCAAAGCAGCCCAGGCCCCGGCCCCGGCCCAGACUCCUGCGAUGACUCCGCCCCCGGCCCCAGCACCAACGCCUGGGGAGGUCCGGCCCAAAGCAACCCCGGCCCCGGCCCAGACUCCGGUCAUGGCUCCGCCCCCGGCCCCAGCACCAGCGCCCGGGGGGGUACGGCCCAAAGCAACCCCGGCCCAGACUCCGGUCAUGGCUCCACCCCCGGCCCCAGCACCAGCGCCCGGGGGGGUCCGGCCCAAAGCAGCCCCGGCCCCGGCCCAGGCCCCGGCCCAGACUCCGGCCCAGACUCCGGCCAUGGCUCCGCCCCCGGCCCCAGCACCAGCGCCCGGGGGGGUCCGGCCCAAAGCAGCCCCGACCCAGACUCCGGUCAUGGCUCCGCCCCCGGCCCCAGCACCAGUGCCCGGGGGGGACCGGCCCAAAGCAACCCCGGCCCCGGCCCAGACUCCGGCCCAGACUCCGAUCAUGGCUCCGCCCCCGGCCCCAGCACCAGCGCCCGGGGGGGUUCGACCCAAAGCAGCUCCUGCCCAGACUCCGGUCAUGGCUCCACCCCCGGCCCCAGCACCAGCGCCCGGGGGGGUCCGGCCCAGACCAACCCCGGCCCAGACUCCGGUCAUGGCUCCGCCCCAGGCCCCAGCACCAGCGCCCGGGGGGGUCCGACCCAAAGCAACCCCGGCCCCGGCCCAGACUCCGGCCCAGACUCCGGCCCAGACUCCGGCCCAGACUCCGGCCCAGACUCCGGCCCAGACUCCGAUCAUGCCUCCGCCCCCGGCCCCAGCACCAGCGCCCGGGGGGGUCCGACCCAAAGCAACCCCGGCCCCGGCCCAGACUCCGGCCAUGGCUCCGCCCCAGGCCCCAGCAUCAGCGCCCGGAGGGGUCCGGCCCAAAGCAACCCCGGCCCCGGCCCAGACUCCGGCCAUGCCUCCACCCCAGGCCCCAGCAUCAGCGCCCGGUGGGGUCCGGCCCAAAGCAACCCAGGCUAUGGCUCCACCCCCGGCCCCAGCACCAGCCCCAGCCCCAGGUGGGGCCCGGCCCAAAGUAACCCAGGCCCAGGCCCCCGCUCCAGCACCUGCCCCCGGGGGAGGCCGACCUAAAGCAGCCCAGGCCCCGGCCCAGGCUCCGGCCCCGGCCCAAGCCCCUGGGGGGGCCCGACCGAAAGCAACUCCGGGCUCGGUUCCAGCUCCAGCCCCAGUCCCAGCUCGGGAGCCUAAUCUAGUCAAAGUGAAGACCGAACCUUGCGCAGUCCUGGACUUGACCCAGAACAAAGCUGCCCCAGACCCGGCCCAGGAGGAGCGGCGACUGCGGCGGCAGCAGCGACGGCAGCAGCAGCAGCAGCAGCAGCAGCAGCAGCAGCAGCUGUUACUGCAGCAGCAACAGCGCCAGCUGCAGCGCCAACAGCAGCGCCAGCAGCAUCGCCAGAUGCAGCGUCAGAUGCAGCAGCAGCAGCAGCAGCGCCAGCAGCAGCGCCUGCAGCAGCGUCUGCAGCAGCGCCUGCAGCAGCAGCAGCAGCAGCGGCACUAUCAGCGGCAGCAGCGGCGAUUGCAGCAGCGACUACUUCAACAACAACAGCAGCAGCAGCAGCAGCAGCAGCAGCAGCAGCAGCAGCAGGCUCAGCAGGCUCAGCAGGCUCAGCAGGCUCAGCAGGCUCAGCAGGCUCAGCAGGCUCAGCAGGCAGUCCAGCGCUUAGCCCAGGGGGUGAUUCGAGAGGAGCUGAUCCCGGGCCCGAACCCAGUUCGGGUGGUGUUGCGUCGAAAGAUAGGCCCUCCCCCUCCCCAGGGGGUGGUCUGCUGGCAGAAGAGCGGCCCCACUUGGGUCCUCGAGGUGGUCCGGGAGAGGCCCGUAGUGGUCCCAGUUCCCGGGGCUGCUCCUCCUGCUCAGGCCCAGGAGCCGAGGCCUCAGGAGCCGAGGCCACAGGAGCCGAGGCCUCAGGAGCCGAGGCCGCAGGAGCCGAGGCCGCAGGAGCAGAGGCUGCGCCAACAGAAUAGGGUGCGGGAGCACAGGGUCCGGGAGCACGGGGUCCGCGAACACGGGGUCCGCGAGCACGGGGUCCGGGAGCACGGGGUCCGCGAGCACGGGGUCCGGGAGCACGGGGUCCGCGAGCACGGGGUCCGGAGGAGGGCCUCCGGGAAGGCAGCAGUGAAAACGCCUACUCGAGCCCUAGAUGUAGAUGCCUACCUAGAGAGGAAGGCCAAAAAGGAGAAGAGGAGGAGGGAGAGGGAAAAGAGGAAGAAGGAGAAGAAGGAGAUAGAGGUAGUGGACUUGGUGGACGAUGAUGAUGAUGUACAGGUGGUGGAGGUGAAGAAGGAUGAGGAUGAUGAUGUACAGGUGGUGGAGGUGGUGGAGGUGAAAGAUGAUGAUGAUGAUGUGCAGAUAGUGGAGGUGGUGGAGAAUGAGGCAGUUGAGGUGGUGGAUUUGUUGGAUGAGGAUGAUGACUUUAACUACGGGGUAGCCGGCCCGGCACCCAGGGAGAAUGAAGACGAACUGUGGUUCCAGCUUCUUCAGAUAGAGGAUUUUGGAGGGCCCUUGGGACCCUGCCUACCUCUGUUUGAGGACUUAGAGGACUGGACCCAUACUCGGGUCCGAUCUAUCAUCGCCGGCUGGGUGAUGGAUUAUUUAUGCAUGAAUAUCUGCCACGCCUUCUGUGAUGACCUCUUGGAGGAAUUCAACCAGAAUAUCACUGCCAUGGAGGCGGUUUCUUGUGGGGUCCACAAUCGGUCGCUCCUUCAGCUAAAAACUGUACAUAUAUGUCAGUUCUUAAAAAGAAUUUGCAAAGGGAAAUGCAUAGACAUGCGCUUUGAGGGCAACACAGUCAGUACUCCCUUGGAGUCAGCAUUGGCUAUGUGGGUUAGGAUGGGCUACUCAAAAGAUGUGCGUUUUGAAGAUAUCUAUGAUUUACUUAGAAUCCAGGCUGUAGCAAUAUGCCUGGAGAAAAAAGGUUUCCGAGAGGCAGAGGCAGUCUUUAGGAGAGUGUUUGGUGAAAAUGACAGCAAUAGGCCUCUGAAAAAGAUCCUGUUCAGAGUAGUGGCCAAGAGAGAUCCUAACCAUACUUUCUUUAGCUACUUCAGCUAUGACUGCCUGAUAAGGAAAGUCAAAGCUUUCGUGCACCACGUGAUAAAUGAAAAAUCUUCCAGCUUUCUGAUCAAGAAAGCUACCAAAAUAGUGAAAAAUACUGCCCCGGCACCUCCAGUUGUCAGGGAGGCUGAGGAAAAUCCUGACCAACUCGCCAUUGACGAUUCUGCAUGUCCAAAAUUUCUAGUCAAGUCUGAUAUGAAUUACUUUUCUCUCACACAAAUGAAACGGCGAAAAGGAAAGCAGAAGGUUGUGGAUGACACAGGCAAAGAAAUGGGCCCUCAAAGGAAAAAGGCCAAGCAGAAACGCAAAAACAUCGUCCCUGAAGAUGUGGAAACCAUCGAAGAAGAAGAAGAAGAAGAAGAAGAAGAAAUAGAAGAAGAAGACGACGACGACGACUACGAAGAUGACAAUGAAGCAGGCACCUCGGACAGACCCUCUGGUAAGAAAAGGAGAGCCUGGACCUGGGAGGAAGACAUGAAGCUGAGAUCCGGGGUGAAAAAGUAUGGAGAGGGCCAGUGGAAGAAAAUCCUCUCACGCUACGGGUUCCAAGACCGAACCAACGUGAUGCUGAAGGACAGAUGGAGAACCAUAAAGAAAGCCGAAGUACUUUCUUCAGACAGUGAGGACUGAGGGGUUAAGGUGGAAAAAGGUAAAAAAAAGAGAAAAAAGCAUCUCGAUCAAUGGGUUUCAAACUUAACCAGUCAAUGUUGUGUUCUGAAGUUUUAAAAAUGUUUCGGUGUGAUAGUAUAUUUUCUCUGAAACAAAGUCAUUUGACAGGCUUCUUCUUACUAUUUUCUUAAGCCUUAUACUCACAGGACAAGUCAGGUUUCUGAACCGUGCCACAUACUUUCUUACAUAUACACAUGAAGCCUAAAGAAGAAAAAAAUUCUGACCAUUAUUCUCUUCGGUUUACAUGAAAUAACCUGAACAAGUCUUUUAUCAAACCAAAUUUGAAUGUUCUGAGUCACUGCAGAAUAUUGUCCCCUUAAACUAGGGGACAAUGGCCUGGUUUUCUGGUCUUAGUAUGUCAUUUAAGUUUUAAGGCUCUCUGAUAAAAUCUCAAGUGUACAAUGUUACUUCAGCAUUAUCUAGCUUCCCACGAGGGAGGUUGACAACAUAAAUGAUAUACCUACAACAAAACUUAUACUCUUGCUAGUAAGUGACACAGCCCUGUCUGGAUUUGUAAAUUUCUUUCCAAACAGAGAUCCAUCUUCUUUCUCUCCUCCCUCCUCCAACGGAGGAAGCAAAAAAAAAGCAAAAAAACAAAAAACAAAAAAAAAAACAAAAAAAACAACAAAAAAACAACAACAAAAAAAAAACAAGAAUAAAAUCCUUGUUAUAAACAUAAAUGGUCAUUCAAAGAAAUUUCCGCUUUUGGCUAUGUUUAAAAAAAUGAAGUGUCAAUCUGCCCUCUGAGUGUGUCAUCUUUCUAUCAAGAAAUGGGUAACCUGUUUCAUCAUGAUCUUCUUAAAUUGUGAUUGGUUAUUGUGAUCAGAGUUUCUAAGUCUUUCAAAGUUGAUUGUCUUUACAAUAUUGUUGUAAUUGUAUAAAUUGUUCUCCAACUUUGUUCCAAUAGACAUUUAACUUAAAUGUUAGGCUAGAUUCUGUAGUACAUGAAAAUGUACACCAAGUUCUAUAAUUUUGAUGUUAUUUAACAUAACGCCAGCAAAGUGGUUGAAUUGUACUGUGAACGCUUGAGACUUGAUACCUCAAUUAGCAAUUUUAAUAUCACUCUGAUUAUUCCUGCUUAGCUUAAGUGUGUUGUUCACUCCUCCAGGAUUUUGUUCUUUACAUGUCUUGGUCAAGGAAUUAUAUAGAAUGACUUAUUAGUAGCUAUGAAUGUACCAAAUUAGCUAGAAUGUGUUUCUUCCUUAAAUUAGCAAAUAGGAACAAAUAACACCUGCCAAUUUCAUUUAUGCUAAUUCUAGAUUGCUUGGCCUCUGUUAUCCGUGGAAGUUUGUAUAUAGAAUUUAAGAAAGUGUGUCUGUGUGUUCCUUCCAUUUCCUAUCAAAUUCAGUCUUAAAAAAAAUAAAUCUUUUCUGUUUCAAUGUUCCAAA